AGUCGAUAAAGCAGGAAACCUAACCUCAAUUUGUGUAUUUACGCUGUCAAUUGUAGUGACGAAGUUAUUUUGAAUCUUUUAAGAUGUAUUCGCCGGUUUUAGUGGAAAAUUAUACCCAAAAUCCUUCCCCUCAUGAUUGGAUGAAUGCUGCACAUAGUACGGGGACUUCGAUUAUGGCAGCGGAAUUUAAAGGGGGUGUUGUUAUUGGGGCUGAUUCCCGCACAACAACCGGUGCUUACAUAGCAAAUCGUGUUACGGAUAAAUUAACGAAAGUAACCGAUAAUAUAUAUUGUUGCCGAUCUGGAUCAGCUGCUGAUACACAAGCAAUAGCGGAUAUUGUAUCUUACCAUCUUAAUUUUCAUGCAAUGGAACUUGGUGAGCAACCUUUAGUGGAAGUAGGGGCAGCUGUUUUUAGAGAGCUUUGUUACAACUACCGAGAUUCUCUUAUGGCUGGGAUUUUAGUCGCUGGUUGGGAUAAACGUAAAGGUGGUCAAGUUUAUUCGAUUCCAAUUGGGGGAAUGUGCGUUCGUCAACCAGUUUCUAUUGGGGGAUCUGGAUCUAGUUAUGUUUAUGGUUAUGUUGAUGCUCAUUAUAAGCCAGAUAUGAGUGAAGCUGAAUGCGUCCAAUUUAUAACUAAUACCCUUGCUUUGGCUAUGUCACGAGAUGGAUCAUCUGGAGGUGUAGUACGUUUGGGGAUUAUUACAGAGAAAGGUAUUGAGCGCAAAGUCGUUUUAGGGGAUGCUUUACCCAAAUUUUUUGAGGGUUAAUUUGUAGUAGGAUUUGAUGUGAUUAUUUUAUAUUAAAUGUAAUAAUUCCAAAAAAAUAAAUGCGUAAAAAAUUACUUACCUUGUAUAGCAACGCUUAAAUCAAUAGAAUUAAAACUGUUGCUGCUUAA
This is a messenger RNA of Onthophagus taurus, 895 nucleotides long. RefSeq names its product Proteasome beta1 subunit (gene Prosbeta1). Lineage: Eukaryota; Metazoa; Arthropoda; Insecta; Coleoptera; Scarabaeidae. Gene Ontology annotation, cellular component: proteasome core complex; cytoplasm. The record is from RefSeq and is a predicted model, not a curated record. Gene Ontology annotation, molecular function: threonine-type endopeptidase activity.